Rhodofomes roseus is the source of this 999-nucleotide messenger RNA. RefSeq lists its product as uncharacterized. Gene Ontology annotation, biological process: negative regulation of DNA-templated transcription. The coding region runs from base 128 to 727 and encodes 199 amino acids. Lineage: Eukaryota; Fungi; Basidiomycota; Agaricomycetes; Polyporales; Fomitopsidaceae. Gene Ontology annotation, molecular function: protein binding; transcription corepressor activity. The transcript is spliced from 4 exons. The record is from RefSeq and is a predicted model, not a curated record.
UAUACUCAUUCUAACGAUGAUCUGAGACUUAUCCGACGCCAGACAAAGGGGUUUGUCCGCAGUGUGUACCCUGUCUCCUCAGAUCCUCUUGCUUGCACGCCACGUUCAACUUUGACCAAAGCUCGACAUGACUGAGCAUUCGAAACCAAUUCGAUACGGCGCAACAAUCAAUCCGAGCCCCGAGUAUGCUGAAGCCAUCUCGCAAGGCACAUACUUCAACAACACGGCGCAACAACUCAUGAAAAUUAGCCGCUACGAGGAGGCGGAGCGUCUUCACAAGCAGGCAAUCGAGAUCAAGGAGCGUGGCUUGGGGAAGGACCACAUCACAACCGCGCUCUCAUACAACGCGAUCGGGGAGACGUACAUCCAGAUGAAACGUCUGGAUGAUGCGGAGAUGUACCUCCAGAAGGCACUCAACAUCCGCGAGGCGAGUCCGCGGGCCAUGGACGAGAUCGACGCUGCUGUGACCCGCGAGAACUUGGCUGUCGUGUACGAGAUGCGUGGUGACCUGCCUCGCGCCAGACAGUUGAGGAGGGUUGGGUCGCCGAACAACAUGCUUUGUGCGCAUUCUAACUGUGAGCUUUACAAUGUAAAGCGCAGCAAUCUGCUGCAGUGCGGUGGCUGCAAGUCGAUCUACUAUUGCGGGAGAGAAUGUCAGUCGAAAGACUGGAAGCGACACAAGAAAUACUGCAAGCGUACUGCCGCUGCGGAGGGCUUGGAGGCCUGAACUCGACGUUGCUUCCGCACACCCGCCCGCACCUGCUCUCUCUCAUCAUCGGCCUCUCGUGCAUUACGUCCCAGACUCGGAUUCCAGAUUUCACACACCCACAUUUCCUAGUCCACUGCUCUCUGUAGUCUUCCCAUGAGUGAGUGGCCCGAAGUCUGCUCACAGUAUAGCUAAAAGACCUCGACUCCGAGACUCCUCUCUGUAUUAGUAUCCUAUCCGUUCAGUUGUAGUAUAUUGCAUCAAUACACUCCCAUGUCCGAUCGUCUGCUUUC